CCCAGAUCCCCCGAACUACAAACAAACACUUGAGAGACUUGACUUCUACUAAAUAACCAAAGCUAUAAAACUCCAUCCACCACAGUUCAACCCUCAUCUACCUACCUACAUUCAUAACUCUAUCAACGACUACAAGAAAAUCCGAUGCGUCCCCUCACCCACCUCCCCCUUCUCACGCUCCCUCUCCUCUCCAGCGCCCUACCCAAAACCCAGACGUCCGAACUCACCCCUCUCCCCCUCGUAAUAUGGCACGGCCUAGGCGAUGACUACCUCCGUGACGGGAUGAAAGAGAUCGCCGCGUACGCGGAAAAGGCCAACCCAGGCACCUACGUACACCUCAUCCACCUAGGCGACAGCAGCAACAGCGACCGCCAAGCCACCUUCCUCGGCAACGUGACGGAACAAAUCUCCAGCGUGUGCGAGCAGCUCGCGUCAGAGCCGAUCCUGUCAUCUGCGCCAGCAGUCAACGCGCUGGGGUUCUCACAGGGCGGCCAGUUCCUCCGCGCCUACGUCGAGCGAUGCAAUAACCCGCCGAUCCGGAACCUCGUGACCUUCGGCAGCCAGCAUAACGGCAUCGCUGAAUUCCAGGAGUGUUCCUGGGGUGACUGGGUGUGUCGGGGUGCGGAGGCGCUGCUGCGUGCCGGGCGCUGGUCGAGUUUCGUGCAGUCGCGGUUCGUGCCGGCGCAGUAUUUCAGGGACCCCGAGGACCUGGAGCUGUAUUUGGAGAAUAGCAAUUUCUUGGCGGAUGUCAAUAACGAGCGUGAGGUGAAGAAUGAGACGUACCGGGAGAAUAUGCUGCGGUUGAAUCGGUUUGCGAUGUUUCUGUUUGAGGAUGAUACAGUCGUGCAUCCGAAAGAGAGCGCGUGGUUUGCGGAGGUGAAUGUAACGACUGGGGACGUAACGUCGCUUCAGGAGCGGGCGAUUUAUACCGAGGAUUGGCUGGGCUUGAAGGAAUUGGAUGAACAGGGGAAGUUGGAGUUCAAAACUAUUCCGGGCCAGCAUAUGCAGUUUUCGGAUGAUGUCUUGGAUGAUGUCUUCCGAGAGUACUUUGGGCCUGUGGAGGUCGAUCUUCCACCGAGUUAUGUGCUUGUGAACCAGGCCGGUUACAAUUAAUCAGGGAGCUGUAGUUACUGAGUACCUAUUCAAUUCUUCUGCGGCUUGUAUACCCAAUACUGGGAUAUAGAUUAUCCCUAGGGCGCCUAAUUAACUAACUGUAUGUUUGCUAGGCUUUUCAAAUGAUAUUCAGUACAUAGAUAAAUACAUGUCACCCCGCCUUGAUAAUGCCCUUCAUUCCCUUCGCCAUCCCACUCUGAUAGAACGGUGAAUCCAGUUGUAUAAGUUAAUCAAGAUAUUGGGGGUGUACAGCAUAGAACCGAAGGAUAGAAAUGACAACAGCUAAAGAACAGAUUGGGUACAAAUCUAUGAAAUCGCUGGAUACUAAGCCAUGUGACCAGGUCGACAGUGAAAGAACCAA
This is a messenger RNA of Aspergillus ochraceoroseus IBT 24754, 1474 nucleotides long. Its product is annotated as palmitoyl-protein thioesterase family protein. Lineage: Eukaryota; Fungi; Ascomycota; Eurotiomycetes; Eurotiales; Aspergillaceae. The coding region runs from base 145 to 1113 and encodes 322 amino acids. The record is from RefSeq and is a predicted model, not a curated record. The transcript has a single exon. Gene Ontology annotation, cellular component: lysosome. Gene Ontology annotation, molecular function: palmitoyl hydrolase activity; thiolester hydrolase activity.